GUGGGGGGAGGGGCUGUUGUGGUGGUGGUCGCCAUGGAGACCGCGCCGGUGGCGUUGCACUCGAAGUGCACCCAGCCUGGCACCGCCACUCAGUGGUGACUGGCCCAUGGACGAGUCCCUGCACAGGAUGGUGCUGGAGGGCCACACUGCCGCCCUGCGCCGCCUGGCGGACGCCGUUGCCGUGCCCACCGGGCCCACCGGGGCCACCGUGCCCACCGGGGCCACCGGGGCUGUGCCCACCGUGCCCGCCGUGCCCGCCGUGCCCACCGGGCCCACCGGGGCCGCGUGCGUCCGCGACGGCCACGGCAAGUCGCCCCUCGACCUCGCGGCCAUCUUGGGGCGCGACGACGUCAUAGCCCAGCUGCUGAGGCUGGGGGCGGAGCCUAAUGCGCGCAGCACGAGGGGCUACUCUGCACUCCACCACGCCGCGCUGUGGGGCCGUCCCCGCUGCGUCUCUGCGCUGCUUCGAGCAGGCGCCGACCCCUCGGCUCGCAGCUUCAGCGGCGAGACCCCUCGCGGGGCCGGCAGCAGGCUGAGACACGAAGCCUGCACCCGGCCGCUCCUCACUGCCGAGCUGAAGCAAGCUCUGCUGCUGCGCGUCUCAGAGAUUGAGUCGCUGGUUCAGAAUCCUCAGCAGUGUCACGUGAGGCUUAGCAAGGAAGACAAGCGCUUCCUCCAAGGAGCGUGUGUGUCUCGCCGGGAGUGGCUCCGCGUCUCUGCGGACGCAGCGAGUGAUGGGGGACUGCGAGAGCAGAAGCAGAGUCUGGAGGAGGCCCUUGACUCCAUCCUCAGCCGGCCCACCAACCCCUCCGUGUCUUCCAGACAGAGUGCCAAGAGGCGGUAGAAGAUUCCUCACCAAAAUCUGCUCACCACUGUCUCCUCACCACCACACACAGACAAAGCUCCCCCAUGUAGCCUCAUUCACUCUCCCACCCACUCACCCACUCACUCAUUCACUUACUCAUUCACUCUCCGACCCACUCACCCACUCACUCAUUC
This is a messenger RNA of Petromyzon marinus (sea lamprey), 999 nucleotides long. RefSeq lists its product as uncharacterized. The record is from RefSeq and is a predicted model, not a curated record. Gene Ontology annotation, cellular component: cytoplasm; nucleus. Gene Ontology annotation, molecular function: protein binding. Gene Ontology annotation, biological process: regulation of barbed-end actin filament capping. NCBI's taxonomy places the organism in Eukaryota, Metazoa, Chordata, Hyperoartia, Petromyzontiformes, Petromyzontidae.